Molecule: messenger RNA, 1612 nt
Organism: Contarinia nasturtii (swede midge)
Lineage: Eukaryota; Metazoa; Arthropoda; Insecta; Diptera; Cecidomyiidae
Exons: 1
Coding region: 138-1607 (489 amino acids)
Source: RefSeq, a predicted model, not a curated record
AUACGAAAAUAUAAUCAAAUUAAAUAGAAAAUAAAACUACAUAAGUAGCAUAUGAAGUUUAGUUAAAUAAUAUCUGAGCAGAAUAUACAAAUCAGUUUAAAAAAACAUCGAGAGAAACCAAAAAAAAAAACAGAAAAAUGGAUAGCACAGAAAUGUGUCUGUCAUGUAUGAACGAAAUUGGUAAAAGAGAGAAAACGAUAAGGUGUAAUGGAGCAUGUGGCAAAAAGAUACAUAUUGAUUGUACACACCUAGAGAACAGUGCAAUAGUUAUCUUGGAAAAAAACGAUAAUAUUCACUACAUAUGUGAUACAUGCGAAAGAUUCAGUAUGAAGACAAUAAAUAACAAAAUUGAUGGUCUAUUUAAAUUCAUAUAUGAAAUCAACGAUAGAACAAAAAAGAGCGAGAAAGAGCAAAGCGAAUUAAAAGCAGAAGUGAAAAAAAUCAGUGAAUACAUGAAAGGAGAAGAUGCAGAUAGAAAGAAAGAAAGAGAAAAAGGCAGAGCAAUAUCAAACAUUUCUCUCACUACACCAAGUGAACGUAAUACAAAUGACAUGAGAUAUACAAAUGCGAGAAUACAUCAAAAGGCAAAUACACCGGUGGCAAUGAGAGAGAAACAAUCAACAUCAAAAACAAAUGCAAUAAAUGCAACGAAAAGAGCUGCCGAAAAACAAACGAAUAUAUCAAUAACGAGAAGUAAUGAGAGCACCGACACACCGAAAUCAAUUACAAAAAAAACAACAACUACGAAAACACGUGGAGUAGCGAGUGAGCGUCUCAGCGUUAGCGACAACAACAAAGUACCCACACAUAACGGAGCACAUUCCAAUGGGGAAAAAAAAGUGAAUAAGGAGGGAGAUAUAAAUGAAACAAAAAGAUUACUUAUUAAACCAAAAACAGACAACAAUAUUCAACAUACAAUAGCAAGAAUGAAUGAGAAAAUAGACGUACAAACUGUGAGUUUUAAGAAUGUUAUCAAACACAGAAACGGGACUGUCAUCAUUGAAUGCGAAGACGACAGUAAGUUUAUAGACCUAGUUGAACGAAUAGGUAAUGCACUUGGUGAUGAAUAUAGCGUAAGAGAAAUCAAGCAAGCGAACCCAAAAGUGAAAAUAAUUGGAAUGAGCGAGAAACCAGAAAAUAAUGAACUAAUAGAGAGAAUAAAGAGUCAAAAUGAAAUGCUAUACAAUGCCAACAUUACCGUGAUAAAAAUUACAAGAGAUCACAAAAAUAGCAAAACAUUUGAUGCGAUAAUACAAAUUGACUAUGAAAAUUACGGAAAAUUAAUGCAGACAAAAAAAGUCAAUAUAAAUUGGGAUAGAUGCAUAGUUAAGGAGCAUUUCAGUAUAAUGCGUUGCCAUAAAUGUGUUGGUUUUGGUCAUACAAAGGACCAAUGUUCAAUAGAUGAAAGAUGUGGCUAUUGCAGUGGAAACCAUCUAUCAAACGAGUGCCAAUCAGAAACAAUUGGUUGUAUAAACUGUACGGAAGCAAACAAAAAAAUGAACCUUGGUCUCGACACAAAACAUAAUGCUUGGAGCAAAAAGUGUGAAAUCCUAACGCGAAAAAUUGAGCAGAUAAGAGUGAAAGAGAGAAGUGUGAGAAACGAAUAGCAAAG